Molecule: messenger RNA, 1263 nt
Organism: Rhincodon typus (whale shark)
Lineage: Eukaryota; Metazoa; Chordata; Chondrichthyes; Orectolobiformes; Rhincodontidae
Product: NAD(P)H pyrophosphatase NUDT13, mitochondrial-like
Exons: 5
Coding region: 382-876 (164 amino acids)
Molecular function (GO): hydrolase activity
Source: RefSeq, a predicted model, not a curated record
CCCACAACUUUAAAACAUCAGGAAACCCAACAAUACGCAUUUUAUACUUAACAUAUAAAGCCGUUAAUUUUUAAACGUGAUGUUAUUAUGUUGGGUAAAGCGUUUAGGGGAACCCAUCUUGUUGCGUAGUCCCUCUCGUCGACAGCGAGCAGGGAAUAAGGGGCGCCGCGUUGCCCCGGGUAACGGCUGCGGUUUUAUGGCUGUAUCUGAGGAUCAAACACGGGACGUUUCGGUAAAAAAAAAUCCCUAAAGGGUCGGAGGCUGCCGUGGGGUUUGGUUUGUAGAAGGCGACUCGGGCAGAGGAUCAUGUUGCUGAUUUGAUGAGAAGAGAUGGGUCAGUCUUAGCCACAAACUGGAAGCUGGAGCUGUAAACUGAAAGUUAUGCCUCUCUUUUUGAGGCAUUUCAACAUAUCAGCCAUGCAGAUAUCCUGCAGAUUGGUUUCAAAUUACGUCAGUCGGAUGCGCUACCUGCUUGAACUAAAGGAGGAUGAUGAAGCCUGCCGGAAAGCUCUGCGCUCUGGAGCCUUUCUUCUCUUUCACAGUUUCUCACCCCUUUUGCAAAAAAGUGACAGCAAAUACAUGGCACCGUUUGUGAUGGCCUCAGAACUGAAUGGCAUUCUCCACAAACUGGAUCAGAAGGAGAAAUAUAUGGAACAGUCAGUGCUGAUUGGCUGUACAGAGAGCCAUGUGCCACAAUUUGCCCUAGAUCUAGGUAAAAUUGAAAAAGCCAGAGCUGAAUCGGUUCUGAAGGGAACAUUUGUUGAUUUACGGAAAGCCUUCUUCCUCUUGGAUGGAAAGGAUGCGCCCUUGCUGUCAAAGGUAGAACACACUUUGGCAAACUUUGAAAAUAGUGUGUUUUCCAUGGCAAUGCCUUGACCAAGGGGAUUUGAUUUGUCAGCCAUUCAGUACUCUUUUCUCAUGCCGUAUAAAAUGUUGCACCCAUUGUAGUUUGGAAUUCUUGAGUCUGUCCUGAUAAGUGCAAUUUGAAAAGCUUCACAGCAUGUUUUUCUUUAGAAAGAAAAGAUUUUUUCAAGCGUUAUUUCCAUUCAAGAGCAUACAUCAGAUUUAGACAUUUUGCUGUCUAAAUGAGCGCACCUCAUCAGGCUAUGCUUACGGUGUGAGAUUGAAUUUGUAAUCUGUGUUCCCCAAACUUUAUUUGAUUUGAUUGCAUUCGAAACACCUGUCAAUUACUUGAUAAAAUUGAGCUGGUAGAUCCGUCACUAGGUUACAAUAAUUUUUAUAUCUUCACAAUCUUCUCUUUGA